Molecule: messenger RNA, 2554 nt
Organism: Alnus glutinosa
Lineage: Eukaryota; Viridiplantae; Streptophyta; Magnoliopsida; Fagales; Betulaceae
Exons: 4
Coding region: 1964-2284 (106 amino acids)
Source: RefSeq, a predicted model, not a curated record
CCCAUCGGAGCACCAUAUAUAUUUGUUUGGUGCUAAAGUUCAGUCUUUUCUUAGAUUUUUUGAGUGUUGGGUUUUAGUUUAGCCUUUGGAUUUUCUAAAGUUUCAAGCUUUAGUUUAUGGGUCAUUUUCGGAUCUGCCGUAAGGCAGAUUUAGAACAUGGAUCUGCCGUAAUUUUCAUAAAGUUUGCUUCAUUUCUCUCUCAUUUGAAAGUUUGCUUCAUUUCUGUCUCAUUUGAAAGUUUGCAUGAUAAAAUGGUAACAUGGAAAAUAUUCUAGAAACCAAAUCUAGCUGGGUCAGCUUGGAGAAAUGCAACUUCACUUGGUUUCUAUGGAAGUUUAAACGUUGUAAAUUUGUGGGUAAAAAAAAGGGUAUUGAAUUCUUUUUUCAAGGAUCAAGACUCUGUUCAAUGUUGCUGGCAUUUUUGUCAUUUCCUUGGAUAAACCGUGAAGGGGGGUUAGCCAAAAUCUAUUGUGUAUUCUGUUUAGUUCUGGUAUAUGUUUGCUUUCUUGACAUUGAAUUGAUGUAACUUACAAAGAAAACUUGGUCUUCUUGGUUCAUUUUUAGCUUGUCUUGACGUAAUUAAAGUUUGAAUCUUUGGUUCUGGUUCUUUGUCUCUUUACCCUUUAUGGGCUUUGCAUGUGAGAUGUGCCUGAGCGGUUCUAUCCUCAAUUGGGUUUCUGGGCUUUUAUUGGCUUUCUUUUCAGUUUAUUAUGUAUUAGCUUUCUUGACAUUGGAUUAAAGUAUCAAGUGAAGUCUUUUUGGUUCAUUUUCAGCUUGUCGUGGUGGUUCAUUUUGGGUUUGCGGUUGCUUGUGUUGUUUUUGGUAUAUUUUGAAUCUAAAAUUUGAUGGCUUGGUUGUGUUGGACAAGAUGAUGAUGGUAAUUUACUUAUUAAUUCAUAUAUAUGUUUAAAGGGGUCAUCUGUUAUUUGAUCAUCCAAAUUGUGGCAUCUGUUAAUGAAAUGGUGGGACUUUGAUGUAAAAAUUAUUUUCUGUAUCUUAGUUUAGUUUUUUCUGAAGUUCACUCAAUCAGUUUUUUAUUGUCUUCUUUUACCCAUUAGGCUAAUUAUCUAUUGAUUCCUUUAAACAUGAACCAUAAUAGCUUUUUUGGGACCCAUAACCUAACCCAAAAAAAUUAUCAACCACUAACUAUAAAAUCCUACAUUUGACACAAUCAAAACAAGAGCUUUUUCCCAUAACAACCAGAUCUCUCCCCGUUCUGGAUCAAGAUAACCACAAGGUCUAUAACCCAGAAACCAAACAACACUUACAAAAGAAAAUUUCAGUCUCAGAGUGGCACAGAGAUAGCUACAUUAGUGACCAAAGAAUUUAACAAAAAGAAAGAGUUGAGAGUUGAGUAGAGAAAAAAAUGCUUACCCAAGACCGUCCUUGGAGCUUGGGCUUUUGGGGUUUGUGGUUUCAGAUCUAAGGGGCCUUUGCUCAGUGUUUGUGAGAGACGGAGUCACCAAAGGAGAGAGAGAGAGAGAGAGAGAGAGAGAGUGGUCAGCUUUGGCGCUCCUCGUCGGACCUGGUCGGACAUCCGCGGUGCUCGUGGCGAUGCUCAGGUCUGUUGGGUUCCAGAGAGAGGUGCUCGGUCUGCUGGGUUCCAGAGAGAGAGAGAGAGAGAUGGCAGAGGGAGAGUGUCGGUCAGUGGGUGCCGGUCGGUGGGCGCCGUCGGUCGGUGGAGAGGGGGAGAUUUGGGAAAUGGGGGGAAAUUUUGGAAAUGAAUGUGAAAUGACGGCCACCCGCGUUUUAAACCUUUUAAAAAAAAAGGAAAAAAAAUGCCACGUGGGUAAAUAGACGCAUGAGGGACGGAGGAAGGGCGCAUGUAUAGCAUUUCUCGUGCUGGUUUUAUAUAGGAGGUCCAAGAAAAAAAUAAAAGAAAAAACUUUAAGGGCCAAUUGGACUUCUAAACAAGUAUUCUCAGUGUGAGAGCUUCAAUGGCUUGAAUCCAAUUCUACCAGACAUGUCUUCGGAGACUGAAGCCCCAUCGGGUCCUCGGAACCGGCGCUUCUCCUGCACCACCUGCUUCGAUGCCCUCUGGUUUUGCUACUCACCAGUUCAUCAAAUGCAGCAGUACUAUAGGCUCGGGGCUCUUGAUAACUGUUCUGAGAAAUGGACUGCUCUUGUUGAUUGUUUGAGUCUAAAGACAAAACGGUCUACUGAGGUUCAGGAAAUUCUAGAAAUUCGUGAGAAAGCCAAGCCUCACAUCUGGACUUAUCGGACCCCAGAAGAAGCUUCAUCUCACUGGAAAGAACUAUUUGGACAUUUAGAUGAAAUGGACUGACAGAGAUGCAACUCCACGAGCACAAAACUUCAUUGCUUCUUUUUUUUUUUUUUUUUUUUUUCCUUCAACUAUACAUUGAACAUCUGGUGAUUUGGGAACAAAAGAAUUUAGACAAAGAAUGUGGAGUAAACUCAAUUGAUUGAAUGUGCCAAGAAAGGGAGACUCAUUCAUUUUUGUAGUUCUUUUUUUUUUUUUUCACUUGUUUCUUUAGAAAUGAAUUUUGAAUUAACAAACAGAAAAGAUGAAUGGAAUAAAUAAUUUUAUGCUUGA